Molecule: messenger RNA, 1818 nt
Organism: Penicillium macrosclerotiorum
Lineage: Eukaryota; Fungi; Ascomycota; Eurotiomycetes; Eurotiales; Aspergillaceae
Product: fungal specific transcription factor domain-containing protein
Exons: 5
Biological process (GO): DNA-templated transcription
Molecular function (GO): DNA binding; zinc ion binding
Source: RefSeq, a predicted model, not a curated record
GCGACCACCACUUCUAGUCCAGCCAGCGGGUCUCAUUCAUUGGAUGUGGAUUAUAUUCCUAAGAGAAGAAAGUUGGAUAAUGUCGUCUAUCAAAAUGACACUCCCAUGUCUCCUCAUAGUAGCUGCGCCGUGGUGACGCCAGAUGAGUCUACCCACCAUGCAGAACAUGCUAAGGUCAUCAUACAAAGCGAGCUUGAUGGGAACGAGCGUAUGAAUCAGGAGCGACAGUCGAUCCUGAAGUCGGCAUUAGAUUUCGUGAACUCAAUGACACACGGACAAGCGUCGAAUCUGAGUGAGAAUGAUAUCUCAGUUGAUUUCCCCCAAGAUCAUUGCUCAGAGAUCAUCGAAUCUAUCGCUCCAGCACCGGAAUUAUUUUAUAUGCUCAUGAGAGAGCCAACUGUAACAUCUGGAAGCCCCCAUUACAUCCAAUGGCCUGACCAUAUUUCAGAGAAAACUCUGCGUAUGAUAGUCUCACUCUUUCUGAGAAGCAAAGACCAGAAUCAGCUCUUCUACCAAUACUGUAUCUGUGUUUAUGUGAAGGCAAUUUUUCGACUCUACCAUAUGCCCAGGGGCUAUAGGGAUCCGAUGAUGAACGCACAGUUUCUUCAGUCAAAGAGGAGAUAUGAAGCCUGUGCACUUCACGCCCUUCGAAAUCUCAAUUUCCUAAACAGCCCAUCUCUUCCUUUUAUCCAGUCUUUAAUAUCUGCAGCAUUCUUGAUGCAAUACCAAGGUAAUAUGAGCCAAGCCUGGGUUUAUACUUCUUACGCCUCCCGCCUGAUUACAGUCUUGAAUUACCAUGAAAUUCGAGCACCGAACCGACACUCAGACUUCGAUGAAGAGAUCAACAGUUGUUUAUAUUGGUGCUUCUAUCUUGAUCGAACGCUGAGUUCCCUUCUCCAUCGGCCUUUAUCAUUGCCCGAACUUCAUAUUUCGCCAAGAGAUCUCGUCAGCGAAGAAGAUAAACCUCUGCCACAUAUGCCAUUAAUUCGAAUUCUUGUAGACCUAGCUCAGGUGCAGGGCGACCUUCUUAACUUGAAAAAUUUGAAAGACACUCGCGAACUACUGUCCAGACAUUCAAAGCUGCAAGACAGAAUGAGUGCAAUACACUCUUAUUUGCAAUCUAGUCGAAGCGCUGCUCCUGACUUGAUCAGUGCUGACUGGAUCGGUAUGGAAUUUUGUCAUUUCGCUAUUUUAGUAGACAUUCUUCGAUCACGAUUGAGAUAUGCGUUUUCGCCCCUGACGCAUCGGGAGUGUGUAUCGUAUUCCCGAAAAUCCUUGAAGGCCUUGCAAUAUCUGCUGAACCAUCUCACGGAAAGUCCGGGCUUUGUGGACCCGUACCCAACAUUUCUUACAUGGACAAUCUUUCUCUAUCCACUAAGUCCCUUUUUCGUCCUCUUCUGUAACAUCAUCGGUGAGCUAGACAUUGAUGACUACAACCUCAUCCAAGACAUCACGCAAAGCCUGUCUCAAUUCACAGCCAGUCCCUAUAUUGUUAAGUUGCUCAAACUUCUGGACUCCCUCCAGCACCUUUGCGAGCCCUUGGUUCACGCUAAGCAGCAUUUAUGCCCGCAAAGUAGCGUUGCACCGUGGUACCCGAUUACAGCUGGUGAAAUGCUAGAACCAAUUACUGUGACUGACACAGGUCCUGAGAUGGGAAAAUCGUAUAUGACUCCUGCAGUCGAAUUGAAUGCCCAGCAGACACAGCCUCUCGGCAGUACAUCACAACUCCAUGCUGAUGAGCUUAUGUGGCACUUGUUUAAUAGCCAGCCGUCACUGGAGUGGUUCGAGUCGGAUCUUACGUCUUUUGAGCCAAAUUGA